Molecule: messenger RNA, 2142 nt
Organism: Aspergillus steynii IBT 23096
Lineage: Eukaryota; Fungi; Ascomycota; Eurotiomycetes; Eurotiales; Aspergillaceae
Product: WD40 repeat domain-containing protein
Exons: 4
Coding region: 136-1986 (616 amino acids)
Biological process (GO): rRNA processing
Cellular component (GO): Pwp2p-containing subcomplex of 90S preribosome; small-subunit processome
Molecular function (GO): protein binding
Source: RefSeq, a predicted model, not a curated record
CUGCGACAGUCCUCGUUUCCCUGUCCCGGCCUUUGUUUUCGACCUUUGCUACUCGUGCGAGAUCUUUCAUCUCUAUCUUGAAUACCGCCGUUUAGAUUCAAAUUCAUCGUCGAUCCAACGGAGGCCGCUUUGAUAAUGCCGAAAACCGCGGUCAAGCAGAAAACCCGCCAAAAGGCGAACCCGGCUUCACGGUCGCCUUUCGAGAACUCAAAACCUGUCCAUGACGAUAGCGACGUGGAAAUGGGCAGCGAGGCUAGCGACAUCGACGAGGAUGUGCGCGAGAAGGACGAGGCGGAGAGGAAGCUGGAGAGAAUGCUCUUCGGUGACGACGAGGGAUUCCACGGCGCACUGAAGGGCCAUCAAAAUCGCAGCUUGGCGGCGCUGUCGGCUAUGAGUGAUGACGAGGCGGCCAGCGAAGGGGAUGAGAGCGAGGAAGGGGAGGAUGGGGAGGAUGGGGAGGAGAAAGACCUGGAUGACAUGGCCGAUGCCGAUCUUUUCUUCCUCGAUUCCGGGGCAGAUGGCGUUCCUGCCGACGUCGCCGCGCCCACCGAAAUGUUGUCCGAUUCUGAGAGCGAGGAUGACGAGGAGGCCGAUCAAUUGCCAGCGGUGUGGCAUGACAGCGACGAUGAGCGCCUCACAGUUUCGCUUGCGAGCCAGCAAAGGCUGAGGAAACUGCGGGUUGCGGAGUCCGAAGAUGUGAUCAGUGGCAAGGAGUAUAUUCGACGUCUUCGCAGACAGUACCAGCACUUGCAUCCGACGCCUGAAUGGGCGAACCCCGAGCUGAGCAUGGCCCGGGGCGAGUCCGACUCGGACCGUGCGGACGACAUGGACACGGAUGAUGAAGUCCAGGACUCUGCGCAACCUCUUGCCAAGCUACUCCGGGGAAUUACCGAUCUUACGAAGCUUGAAGACAACACGCAGCCCGGCGGGAAGAGGAAGCUACGCCAGGAGAUGUUGGAUAUCCAAAGGCUGAAGGACGUUGGGAAAGACCAGCCGUCUUCAAUCGAUUCGCUUUCCUUCCAUCCUCACUACCCACUGCUACUGUCCUCGGGGCCGGCGGCGACGCUUUUCCUUCACCACAUCUCCCCCUCUUCUGCGGCGCCCAACCCCCUCCUAACCUCAUUCCAUAUUCGCCAUACGCCCAUUCACACCUCGGCGUUUGCGCCGCCCGCUGGCAAUAAGAUCUUUGCCGCGGGACGCCGGCGCUACUUCCACAUCUGGGACCUGAACAGCGGCAAAGUGGACAAGGUCAACGGCACGGCCGAUCGGAGGGAGGAGCAGAAGUCCAUGGAGCGAUUCAAGCUCUCUCCCUGCGGUCGGUACGUCGGGCUGGUGGGCACGUCGCGUAAGGGCGGCGGUCUCAUCAACGUUCUGGAUUCGGGCACGGCGCAGUGGAUCGCGCAGGUUCGGGUGGACGGCCGCGGCGGUGUGGCGGACUUUGCCUGGUGGAGUGACGGCGAGGGAAUGACGGUCGUCAGCAAGAACGGAGAAGUGUCCGAGUGGGACAGAAAGUCCAACCGGGUGGUGGCCCGGUGGAUGGACGCAGGUGCCGUGGGCACGACGGUGCUCAGCCUGGGAGGACGAUCGGGGCGCACGCAGCUGGGAGGCGACCGCUGGGUGGCCAUCGGAAGCUCCAGCGGAAUCGUCAACGUUUACGACCGGCGUCCCUGGGCUGCCGCGUAUGCCACGCAGCCCUCGUCGGCCAUCCCACGCAAUCCGGAGCCCGUGCGGGCACUGGACCAGCUCACGACGCCGAUCAGUCACCUGGUAUUCGCGCCGGAUGGACAGUUCUUUGUCAUGGCGAGUCGGUGGAAGAGGGAUGCGCUGAGAAUCGUUCAUCUUCCUACAUGUACCGUGUACCGGAAUUGGCCCACGUCCAACACACCUAUGGGACGAAUCUCGUCGGUAGCCAUUUCCCCCAAUUCCGAGCAACUCGCCGUGGCCAACGAACAAGGACGAAUCCGACUUUGGGAGAUCCGAGGGUAGGCCGGUAGAUGAGAAGAGAUGAGGAGAGCACGAGCAGGGUAUAUAACCAAAGACAUAAAAGUGACAUUGCUUACGCAGAUAUCGAUAGAGGACAAUGUAUACUAAGCAUUUCUAUUUCCCAAUACGAUAGCAAAUAAUGACGACCGGCUUUCGGAG